This is a messenger RNA of Fomitopsis serialis, 1156 nucleotides long. RefSeq lists its product as uncharacterized. NCBI's taxonomy places the organism in Eukaryota, Fungi, Basidiomycota, Agaricomycetes, Polyporales, Fomitopsidaceae. The coding region runs from base 63 to 878 and encodes 271 amino acids. The record is from RefSeq and is a predicted model, not a curated record. The transcript has a single exon.
CUUCCAGAACACGCGUUGUAGCGUCUUACCUUGGCCCUAUCCUCCCAAGGCUCUGUCGAAUCAUGCCUGUCAAUUCAGAACCUGUAGUCCCUGCCGAACUCUGCGAUACCGUCAUCGACCAUCUUCACGAUGAUCCUCGCACCCUCGCAGCGUGCGCGCUCGUCUGUCGAGCAUGGGUCCCCUCUUCACGGAUGCACCAAUUUCACACCGUCAUCCUCCACCGGUUCCCCGGCUGGCGAGGCCGACGACUCUCGCUCAUUUCCGACCCGUCAUCGACGGUCCUCCCAUACAUACGUCGCCUUGCACUUGGAGAAGGCAGACGGCGCGGAUCUGAGCCAUAUUGGCUUGACGAAGCGUUGCUCGAGAUUCGCGUCGAUGAUCUAGUAGCACUAGAGUAUCUAGAGCUCAUCGACCUCAAUUGGGAAAUGCUCUCGUUGGAGUCGGUCAGACGCCUCCAUAUGCUAUGCCAUCGACCUCAAAGUGUGGCUGUGCGGCUCUCUUUCAUUCCCAGUCUCUGCUCCCUGCUCGACCUACUCCAAGCAUGCGACUCAGCCCACAAGUUCGUCGCCGACGGAAACGACGAUGUACAUGAGCUCGCAGCCAUGCCUGCUUCGUUGACCAUGCCACAACACCUACACACCCUGGAAGUCAACGGCUUCAUGGCCCAUUUCACUCAUGCCCUCUGCCGCCUUGCACCGAAGCAUGACAACAUCCGUACGGUCUACAUUCCAUCUAUCUUCAUCGGACAGGCUGCCGGGAUCGCCCGCUUCAUGCAAUGGUGUGGCUCAACCGUCGAGGAGAUCAGUCUAGACUUCCCGGAUCCACGCACCAGGCGGGAUGAUUCUGAGCUCCAGGAAGGUAGAGGCUGCGUCUCGUAGACAAGCUCUCCCACUGACAAUCUUACCAGCUCCAUUCUGCGACGCCGGAGGAUUGAAGGACAACACAUCGCUCCGCGUCAUCAACCUCAUUGGUGCUCCCUCAGGCCUGCUGUCAAUUCUCAGGCAGGUCAGCUCCGAGGUCGUUGAGCAGGUCAGCAUCGACACCGCUCCUGGCGCCCUGAGCGAUCUCGAUUUCGACGGGCUCGCUGCCCUCUUCUCAAGAGGCGUCUUCGCAUCGGCGAAGCUCCGCAUACUUGGCUCGGACAUACCCGUGCAGC